Molecule: messenger RNA, 303 nt
Organism: Physella acuta
Lineage: Eukaryota; Metazoa; Mollusca; Gastropoda; Physidae
Product: C-type lectin domain family 3 member A
Source: RefSeq, a predicted model, not a curated record
AUGGGAACACAUCUUUACAGUGUUAACACUAUAGAAAAGUUGACCAUCAUUAAAAACUUUAUAAACGGUAGAGCUGAGGACUACUGGGUGGGUCUGAACGACAUCGAUCUAGAGGAUCACUUUGUGUCGGAGGAAGAUGGAAUGGAGAUCUCAGUUGCUAUGAGAAACAUGCUGUUUUAUCCAGGUCAGCCCAAUGGAGGCAGGGGCCAGAACUGUGUACGCUAUGACUACCAGUGGUAUCCCUUCAGUGAUUAUGACUGUGCCGCAAUGCACAGGUUUCUCUGUGAGCUUAGCCCGCCAUAG